Molecule: messenger RNA, 4202 nt
Organism: Vanessa atalanta (red admiral)
Lineage: Eukaryota; Metazoa; Arthropoda; Insecta; Lepidoptera; Nymphalidae
Gene: cue
Product: protein cueball
Exons: 7
Coding region: 158-1876 (572 amino acids)
Source: RefSeq, a predicted model, not a curated record
CGGACGACGAUUUGAGUAUUUAGUUUCGGUCUAACACGCGGUCGGUGCGGUCGUUGUGAGCGUGCGCCCUCUGUCUGACAUUGGCUGAAACUCGCACAAAUAUACUGUCCAAUCUAAUGUGCAUUUAAUGGGAAAUAUUCGAAAUUUAUGAAACAAAAUGUGUAGAAUGCAGUGUUUGUUCGCUAUCCUCGCGAUCACGAUCAACCUAGUGAACUCCUGGGAUAUCGCUAUAACUACUGGGGACCAACUAGAAUUUUAUACGAAUCAAACAAAAACGAGCAAUGAAGGGAUCAGAUUUAGAGAUCUCACAGCAUUAGCGUACGACGCGGUUCACAACAUGCUGUUAUUUGUCGAUAAGCAAAAUGACAAUGCUUCGAUAUUUAGCUACAAUUUACUCACUAGGAAAUAUCAACCUCUAGUUGGUCGGAGAUCUUAUGAAAAUAUUCAAGGAUUAGCUUUCGAUCCUGUAACGGGCAAAAUGUUCUGGACCGAUACUAACGAGAGAAGUGUAUACUGGAUAUCACUUUGGCCGAGACCGAAGAAUAACAUCUACGGUAAUCUCUUAAUAAAAAUGGACGACGAAAUCCCGAGAGACAUUGCCGUUGACAGUUGUAGGGGUUAUAUUUACUGGACGAACACCAACAUUACAAAACCUACAAUCGAGAGGGCACGUUUCGACGGCAGUGAAAGGAAGAUUAUCGUUGACACUAAUAUCCACAUGCCCGUCAGUAUCGCGAUAGAUCAGAGAACGAAGCGCCUAUACUGGGCCGACGAUAAAGAAGGCAUUCACUACUCCAUUGAAUCGUCAGAUUUAGAGGGAAAAGAUAGAAAGACAAGAUUAGUCGGAACUUACCACCAGCCGAACGCUUUAACCGUAUCGAAAGAUAAUAUUUAUUGGGUCGAUUGGGGUUUUAAAUCAGUUUGGAAAUUGUCAAAGAACGCUCCUCCUAAUACAGAACCUGAAGAAUUGAUAGCUUUCAACAACGAGGUUCCUUUUGGAAUCGUAGCGAAUUAUCAAAUAGCGGACCAAACGGCUGGUGUUACCGAUUGCACGGUACUGGCUGGUCUGUCCGAAAACAAGACUCUUAUCAAUGAAGCAAUGAAUAUUCCAAAGGACGUUGGCUUAUUUUGUCUGCACGGUGUUAAAACUGGCAUUUCUGAUUGUAAAUGCUCUCCCGGGUUUACUGGCGAGCGAUGUGAAAUAUCGGUUUGCCAAAAUUUCUGUUUUAAUGGCGAUUGUAGCGUCAACAACAAAGGUCAACCAGAAUGCAAAUGUAAACGAGGCUACAAAGGAACGAGAUGCGAAGCCUAUAUUUGUUCUCAGUACUGUUUGAACGAAGGCGUGUGUUCUUUGGGAAAUAAUGACAAGCUAGUUUGUAAAUGUACAAACGGCUUCGUUGGAGAACGAUGUGAAUCGCGCAAAAUUGAAGCCACAGUCGCACCGACUAUUGAAUCUUGCAAUUGCACAAAAGGAGAUAACGCCACAAGGAGUUUAGGAACUUCCUCUAACGAUCUUUACAUAGAUGAGAACUGCUCAUCGGGAUGGGACCCGAUACGAGAUCCCAUACUGAUGGUGCUUGGAACACUCUGUGGACUGCUUUGCCUCAUUUGUGCAAUGCUUAUAACCAAGAUUUUGUAUUUGAAGAGGCGCCCCAGGAUUAAGAAGCGUAUUAUUGUUAACAAGAACGUGACGCCGCUGACGGCGCGACCCGACCAGUGUGAGAUCACCAUCGAGAACUGCUGCAACAUGAACAUCUGUGAAACGCCCUGCUUUGAACCAAGAAACGCGAUACGACCGACUCUAGUUGAUGCAAAACCUGGUAAAGAAGAAAAGCGUAAUUUAAUCGCGAAUAUGGAACAAGACGAUAUUUAUUAAAAAAAAAAGAAAAUCAUAUCUUACGUACUUAUGUACUUGGUGAUGAGUCCAAAGGUUAUUGUGAUAUUCGAUGUAGGGCGCGAGAACCAUGUUAACGGGUUACGUUAAAGUUAUUUUGGUUUCGAUGGAUUGUAGGUUAUGAAUACGGGGUUGCCAUUUACAAAUUAUUUUUUGAUACUUAACACAGCAAUACCGUUAGUAGACUGUCAUAUUUUAAUGUUAUUAAGUAUGUAACUUUUAUAACCUAUGACCCCAUAGAUUUUUUAAGGCAGCUAAAAGUCCAAUAGAAUUAGAUUUUAAGCUAACCUAUUCUAAGGUUGUACAAAAGAUUGGAAUGUAUUUCGGAUUAUUGAUUUGAUAUGAUUUUUUGUAUCACAAGGUGCCUUUUCACAUGAUGUUCAUUUAUAAACUUAGCUAAACUCGGCUUCUAAUAGGAUUUUAUGAAAAUCGACAUUUAAAAAAUUCACGUACUUACUUUUAAUUUUAGUUGAAUUAUUAUUUUUGUUUGUUAUAUUUUUUUUAAUUUUUUUUUCAAAAUUCUCAAAUUCCGUAAAUUUGCAAGUUGAUCAUUAGGCGCAUUUACCUAUAUUUAUUUAAAUUAUUUUAUAAUUUUAUACUUAUCGUUCUUAGUGACAUGUUCAAUGAUAAAAAUAAGUUUUUGAAGUAAUCAAAAUUAUUUAAUUAUUUAUUAAUUUAGACUUGUAACAAAAUUAAUUUCAAUUAAUAAGUCAUUUUAUCCUGACAUCUUUAUUUUAUUUUUCAAAUUAAGAACAAGAUUUUAAAAAAAAAGCAAGUAAUUGUUGCAGUCUUUACGAAAUUAAAAUGCAGCAUAUCAAAAUAAAAAAAAAAGCGUAAAGGCCAUUUAAAUCUAUAACAAAAUAUAUCAAACACUUAAACUGUAUUACUUAAAUGAAAAAAAAUGUGAAAAUGUGUUUCAAUUCUUACGCUUUUGACAAUAAUUAACUUGAAACUUGCACCAAGCAAUAAAUACGUAUAUAAAUUGUCAUUCAAUAAUUUAAUAUAAUUUCAUAGUUUUAUUUAUUUUAAACACUUAACGAAUGAGCGAAAAUGGUCCCAUUGCUUUCAAAUUCUAAUAUUACCAACCCUUCAUCCUUGGAUUGAAUUUGAAUGUUGAAUAAUUUAUACAUAUUAACCGAUCAGAAUUUUCUCUUAAUUCGUGUUAAAUAUUUCCAUAUUAAUAAUAUAUAAAUUUACAUGGUUCAUAUAAAGUCUAUAAGCUAUAACGUAGUGUGAUUUUCAUUAUCAGUAGUAAAGAAACCAAAAUUGAAGGGUUUUUAGUUGUGUCAAACAAUACAGAUCGCUUACUGUAAAUAGAUUUAAAAUAUUUGUUAUUGUUUUAAGUUUUAAAAAGGGUCAUUACAGCUCACAACGUUUGCGUUGCGUUGGCCAUGUAAGGAUUGGUUAAGGUUAGCCCGUAUGUUCGCCGGGAACGUUAAGAAAAUAUUAAUAUUAAUAGCGACUUGUAUUAUUUCAAAAAACUAUAUUAAUAAUUACAGUUUUUGACUUUUUAUGAUUUCAGCAUUGCAAAUAAUAUUCAUAAGAAAAAUAAAAUGAACAAAUAAUUGUAUAUUUAUAUAAUUAUGGUAUUAAAAGUAAAAUUUUGUUGGUGUUAAUUUAAAUUGAAAGCAUUAUGGACCAUUUACCUUGUGAAUAUCCUACAUGUGCGUUGUUUAUUUAAACUUAAGUUUCCAAAUAAUAUUUGGUAAUAAUUUGUUAAACAUACAUUUAGAGUAAGAGUCUACGUUCCUAUAUUUGUAUAAUCAUUUUAAGUACCUCAGAGCAUUCUCGCUUAGCAUUCUAAAUUAGGUGUUCAAUAAAGACCCACCUGACAACUUUUUACAUGUGAAUACAUGACAUGCAACCAAUUUAUGAUGUAGUACGAAGGUUAUACUGCGUUUUGCUCCUGGUUGGUGUUGCCAACCCUGGCUAUACACAUGUUUGAAUAUAACAAAUUUGUAUGCCGUUUGUUAUAAUACUUGGUGUCAAAUUUUCUUUUUUUUUUUUGUAGAAUCUCACAAAAUUACUCGCAUCUACAUUUUCUUUUAAAUAAUUUGUUCAAAAUUUCUGUCUUUAUUUGGAUAUGUUACCACACUGUUGACCGUGAGAGGCACAUUCAUUUUCUGUUUCGCUUCAAACACUUAAUGUUGGUACUUAGUAUAGUUAGUUAAUUUAGUAUAACAUUUUUAUUAGAAUUAGCUUAGUUCGUGGAUUAAUAAUAUCCACAUCAGAAAUGUGAUAUUAUUGAGUCUUUGUAUGAGCCUCCAUUAGUGAAAACUUUUACAAAUAAAGUGCUUUGCAAAUUAAA